Messenger RNA from Aedes albopictus (Asian tiger mosquito), 1314 nucleotides. RefSeq names its product vacuolar protein-sorting-associated protein 36 (gene Vps36). The record is from RefSeq and is a predicted model, not a curated record. Gene Ontology annotation, molecular function: phosphatidylinositol-3-phosphate binding; ubiquitin binding. Gene Ontology annotation, biological process: protein transport to vacuole involved in ubiquitin-dependent protein catabolic process via the multivesicular body sorting pathway. Gene Ontology annotation, cellular component: late endosome membrane; ESCRT II complex. Bases 124 to 1293 code for a protein of 389 amino acids. NCBI's taxonomy places the organism in Eukaryota, Metazoa, Arthropoda, Insecta, Diptera, Culicidae. The transcript is spliced from 3 exons.
AAACGUCAAUUUUGUUUGAGUUCCUGAUUUCGCUCCGCAGUUCAGUGAAAAUAAAAACAAAUUAUCGAAAUCGAGUUUAAAUUUUGAAAUUUUUUGGUAAACCUUUAUCGAAACAACUUAUAAAUGAAUCGGUUCGAGUAUUGUGCCGCUCGGCUUGGUGAAAACGAAUCGUUUGUGGCCAAGGAUCGCAACAUCAAGCUGUACGAUGGCAACGAAAAAACCAGCUAUGAAGACGGUGAAGUCGUGUUGACUAGCCAUCGUCUGCUGUGGGGUCGUAACGGAGAAAUAGCACGCGGUGGCAAUGCCCUAUCGCUGCGGUUAAAGUACGUCCAAUCGUUCGACGAAGAGGAAGCCAGUUCAAUGCUGUUUGGACGCAAGAAACGCAUCAUUCUUCGGUUGGGACCGAUUCUGUCGGACAAAUCGCCCGGUCCGAUGGAUUACAGUGUGGCAUCGUUUGUGAAAAUUUCCGGCAAAAACGGAGUCGAUCCGGGUUUUGCCCAAGCCCUCUACGAAACGGUAAGUGCUAAAAUUUGGGCAGUCACGGAAGGUGAAAGUUCUAGCAAGAGUACGACCUCUGCAACGGAACCCGCGAAACGGGUUCUACGUACCGGUAUAAUGGGAAUUGAAAGAAAUCUAGUGGAAAAGCAUAAGCAAACCGACGAAAACAUAAGUUUGGCUUUCAAAGAUCUGGGGAAACUGAUGGAGAAAGCCAAGGAAAUGGUUGCCGUGUCGAAGGUUGUUAGUGCAAAGAUUCGCGAACGUCACGGAGACAUCUCGGAGGACGAAACCGUGCGGUUUAAAUCCUAUCUGAUGAGCUUGGGUAUUGAUGAUCCGGUGACCAGAGAUGGAACGAGAAGCAACUCCGAGUACUUUAUGAAACUUUCGCAACAGUUGGUGGAAAUGUUGCUGGAUCCAAUGACCGAAGCCGGUGGAAUGAUGUCCCUCGCGGACGUUUACUGCAGAGUUAACCGUGCGCGUGGCCUAGAGUUAUUGUCUCCUGAAGAUUUACUAGAAGCGUGCAAAUUACUGCUCGGACCAAUUAAAUUGAGACAGUUUCCUAGUGGAGCUAUGGUGCUGCAACUGGACAACCAUGAUGACGAACUUGUAUCGCAGGAGACGGCAGAACUCGUGGAGAAGAGUACAUCUAUCAGUGCUGAUGAGCUGGCGCGGGUUGUUGGGAUUUCGCUACUGUUGGCGAACGAACGACUAUUAACGGCCGAGCGUUUGGGGAAACUCUGCCGCGAUGAAUCGAUAGAGGGCCUUCGGUUUUAUCCAAACUUGUUUCUUCAAUAAAGCCAUUUAUUUAAAUCCCAA